Molecule: messenger RNA, 1223 nt
Organism: Ruditapes philippinarum (Manila clam)
Lineage: Eukaryota; Metazoa; Mollusca; Bivalvia; Venerida; Veneridae
Product: rho GDP-dissociation inhibitor 1-like
Exons: 5
Coding region: 170-736 (188 amino acids)
Biological process (GO): Rho protein signal transduction
Cellular component (GO): membrane; cytoplasm; cytosol
Molecular function (GO): protein binding; Rho GDP-dissociation inhibitor activity
Source: RefSeq, a predicted model, not a curated record
AAUGUAGCUUACAGUGGUAUUAUAAAAGUACAUAUUAUACAGUUUCCUGUACACAAUAUGGAUGUCCUUGAUUGAUAUUCAUACACAGGAAGAAGAACUGUACACCGCCAUUUUUAGGUAUAAAAUCGCAUAAAAUAUUAGCACAACUUAAAACAGAUUGACAAAGAUCAUGGCUGAAAGUGAGGACCAGUCUCCACAAGUAGAAGAGGUUGAUGAUGAUGAAUCUAAACUAGCUUACAAGCCUCCUGCUGAGAAGACCAUUGAGGAAAUACUAGAGCAGGAUAAAGAUGAUGAAAGUCUUAUAAAGUACAAGCAGACACUACUUGGUGGAACAGCUAAAGAAAAUGUUUUCUGUAAGUUUAUGUCUUCGCCUUUGACUAGACAUAAUUAUAUGUUCACAUAUGUAAGUCAAUUUAAAAAACAUGAACUUUUUGUGAAGGAAGGGGUGAAAUACAAGCUGAAGAUCACAUUUAACGUUCAGAGACAAAUUGUUUCCGGCCUCAGACUUGUCAAUAAAGUUAGUAGAGGACCAGCAAGCUCAAAAGAAACAUACAUGGUUGGCAGUUAUGCUCCUAGGAAAGAAGCUUACGAGUAUGUAUCAGCAGAAGAGGAAUUUCCCAAAGGAAUGCUCGGUCGUGGUGACUACAAAGUGAAAUCUGCAUUCACUGAUGAUGAUAAAAAGUCAAUACUAGAUUGGGAAUGGAGUUUUCAGAUAAAGAAAGACUGGAAAUCCUAAUGCUGGAAUUGUUUUAUUUUAUUUUUUUGAAUGAAUGAGUAAUUGGUUAUAGUAGGCACUAGUGAGCAAUAACUCCGAACUGCUGAUCACUGAUUUUUAAAAAAAAAAGUCACAACUAAUUGUAGCUCUUUCUCUGGUCUAAGAAUUAUACAUACAUUGUUCAUUCUUUAGUUAGCCAAAAAGUGAUUUAUAACUGUUAUGUUAACUCCUUUCAGUGUUUUGUAUUACUAGUCUUUGUUAAGUUCUAUAUGUAAAAGCAUAAUAUAUAAGUUACUAUAAAAAAAUUAAACCAUGUCAAAAUUGUGACUUUCUCUCUUUUUACAGAAUUUGUAAAGAUUGAAUGACAAGCUAAUGCCAAUGUUUGAAUGUUAAAUAUGUAAUUUAGAUAGAAGAUGUUUUGCAACAGGGAUUAAGGUAUUCGCAAAACUAUCCGUUUAUUCUCGUAUUAGAAAUCUUUUAAUAAUUAUAAUUCCAGCAUUCCAUCAAC